AUGGCCAUUAUCGAUACGGCAACGCGACAGUUGCGGGUGGUUCGAUUGAGCGAACACAUGAAAGAUGAUAUUGUGGAAAACGUAUCCGAAGACGAAAACGCAGUGAGUAGUAUCUUUGGCGCACGCCGGACCAAGCCGAAAACGAACAAAGGUCCGAUUGAGAUCAAGGCGUGUGGCGGGGAUAUGAACCGAGUAGUGCUCCAUCGCCAGGGCAACAGCACACCCACUGUGUUUGACUUCUCCACAAAUACUGUGCAUGGUUUACAGUUGCCGUUCAAGGCACACUCUGUCCACCCUCUCUCAGCACAUGUGUGGCUGGUGCAGCAAGUGGUGGACGACCAAACCAUAGUGCACACACUGCACACGGCCGAGGGGCAAACGACUCCAACAAUUCUCAACAGAAUUGACCGCAACAGGACCGAACAUCUCGCACUCGCAACGCAAUGGAGUGGCAUCCUCAGCACCAAACCCAACUCCGGGGAAGCAAUUGG
This is a messenger RNA of Sphaeroforma arctica JP610, 491 nucleotides long. RefSeq lists its product as hypothetical. The annotation marks the transcript as partial. The transcript has 3 exons. NCBI's taxonomy places the organism in Eukaryota, Ichthyosporea, Ichthyophonida. The record is from RefSeq and is a predicted model, not a curated record.